AUGCCAGUAUACGGCUCCGUGAGCUCUCCAUCACUGCGGAAAAUGGAAAACGGCUACGGUCACGGCCAGAGGGCCUCGUUGAGCUUUGGCCGCAUCAUCGGCGACCCCUUUGCCCUGGCCACCAUCUCCAUUGGCGUCCUCGCCUGGAUCAUCGCCUUUGUCAGCUCGAUAAUAUCUGCCAUUCAUGGUGGCUUCCCCAACUUCGCAUGGUGGACACUCGUCUUCAUGUUCUUCUGCAUCGCCGGUGUCACAGUCACCGUCGCCUCGGAUGCUGAGCGGACAUAUCAUGUAGCGAUUGUUGGCUUCCUCGCCGCCGGCCUGGUCUUCACUACCUCGUCGGUCAACUCGCUCGUCUAUUCACCGAUUGCGCCCUUCGAGGCAGCAGCAGCGGGAUACAUUCUACUUUCCAUGAUUGCUGUACGUGACUGCAUUUCCUCUUCACUUUCCCAACCUGCCACUAAUGCCCCCCGCCCCCAGAUUGUAUGGAUCUUCUACUACGGCUCUCAGCCACAGGCCAGUCACCGCGCCUUUGUCGACUCGUAUGCCCUCCACAAAGAGCACCCAGGCUCCCGCUCAUCGCGCCCAAUCUCCCACGGCUACACCAACCGCCCCGAAACCCAAGUCGCCAGCCAGGCGCCUCAAAUGUACACGUCUGCCCAACUCAACGGCUUUGAAACCUCGUCCCCCGUCUCAGGCUACCCAGGCGGCCCGGCAGGUGCCAACGGCCGCAACAGCUCCGUCCCCCAGUUUGGCGGCAUGCCCAACAACGGCAUUCCCAACGCCGCAACCCCUACCCAAGACGAAGCACACCAGCAAGAAGCCUCGAUCGAGUACCCCUACCGCGCAAAGGCCAUUUACAGCUACGAGGCCAACCCGGACGAUGCAAACGAAAUCAGCUUCCAAAAGCACGACGUCCUCGAGGUCUCGGACGUGAGUGGCCGAUGGUGGCAGGCGAAGAAGCCAAAUGGCGAGACGGGCAUUGCGCCGAGCAAUUAUCUUAUUUUGCUGUAA
Molecule: messenger RNA, 1011 nt
Organism: Plenodomus lingam JN3
Lineage: Eukaryota; Fungi; Ascomycota; Dothideomycetes; Pleosporales; Leptosphaeriaceae
Source: RefSeq, a predicted model, not a curated record